Molecule: messenger RNA, 632 nt
Organism: Polychytrium aggregatum
Lineage: Eukaryota; Fungi; Chytridiomycota; Chytridiomycetes; Polychytriales
Product: like-Sm ribonucleoprotein
Exons: 4
Coding region: 91-345 (84 amino acids)
Biological process (GO): mRNA splicing, via spliceosome
Cellular component (GO): U4/U6 x U5 tri-snRNP complex; Lsm1-7-Pat1 complex; U6 snRNP
Molecular function (GO): RNA binding
Source: RefSeq, a predicted model, not a curated record
UGCUGUUGAUCGCAACGGACGACAACAGCGACACCGCCAGGACCGACUAACCGACCAACCGACCGACACCUUCGACCAAGCACGGACGCCAUGGCAUCGACGCUUUUACCUCUGGAGCUGGUGGACAAGUGCAUUGGAUCGCGCAUCUGGGUCAUCAUGAAGUCCGAGAAGGAGUUCACGGGCACGCUUCUGGGCUUUGACGACUUUGUUAACAUGGUAUUGGAAGAUGUGACGGAAUACGAAAACACCCCGAACGGACGGAUCCAAACCAAGCUGGACCAAGUGCUCCUCAACGGCACCAACAUCUGCAUGCUGAUUCCAGGUGGAGAAGGCCCGGCUGCAUGAUCAAGGGCUUAUGGGACGCCCCGAGCGCCGCAGAGACAAAUGCGUGCUGUUUCGGUUCUCUUCAUCGAUUCGGCUGGACAGCAUCUGCAAAUUGAGAUAUGCCCUUCGGCAUUCUGGACGAAUUCCGAUGGCCUUCUGGAUGCAUUGCGGUGACAUUCUGGAUGCAUUGCAACGGCAUUCCACGAUUCCAAUACACACGUUUGUCCAUCUCCGCCGCCCGUCGAGCUUUGUCUCGUCAUCUGUAUCGCCAUCCUCCGAUGUCUGGCGCUGUGGCGAAGUGUGUGGCG